Papaver somniferum (opium poppy) is the source of this 1947-nucleotide messenger RNA. RefSeq lists its product as uncharacterized. The transcript is spliced from 5 exons. Lineage: Eukaryota; Viridiplantae; Streptophyta; Magnoliopsida; Ranunculales; Papaveraceae. The record is from RefSeq and is a predicted model, not a curated record. The coding region runs from base 1028 to 1810 and encodes 260 amino acids.
UUUAAAACUGAACCCUUGGAUAAUGGAUAUUUCACAAAAGAUUCCUGUCACAUUCCGUGUGAAUGUUUUCGUUACUCGACGAAAAUACCCCUCAAUCCUCCUCUCUUCUGUUUUCCUCUUCCGUUCCCAUCACCACCUCAUUGUCUCCAUCGCCACCAGCAAUAACAUCACGCCCACCCCUAUUAUCAUCACCAGCAACACCAACAACUACCACCGAUUUCUUGUUCAAGUUUCCCAAUUUCAAUUUCUCCAGUGUUUUGAUUUUAACAUCACUUCUCCAAUUUCCUCUUUUAGUUUCUGUCACCACCAACAUUCUCCUCGGCCGCCACCACCACUGCCAUCACCACCAGCAACAUCUAAUUCAUACAUUUCAAUUUCGAUAAAUACCACCCUUCUCCUCGCCACUUUCAGUUUCGUAGAGAAAACAAAUUAGUUUAAUCAUUGGCAUCACCAUCACCAUCAGCACCACCACCAUCAAUUUAUACACAAAUCUGUUGAAACAGGUUGCAAACAAGCCUCUGACAUGGUGUUUGUAGAUGACAAUUCCAGUACAAUUGUUGCACCUGGUGAAGCCAGAUAAAUAACAAACAAACGAAAACAAUUUGUACUCUUUUUUCCUAUGAGAAUUUCAAUUCAGUUAUAGUUUUCAUAGUUUCGCGAAAAUUUAAAAUAAUAUUGUAUGAAAAAUUAGCUUUUACGGACGCAUUUAGUGUUUUGGUAGAUGCAGAUGCCACUCAACACAGAAGAGCCACGCACGUGUUGUUUGCCGACGUGCAACGCACGUGCACUCAACUUGUAUAGGUAAAUAAAAUACCCACAUUUGAAUGUGAAACAAAAGAAGCCAACAAGGUGGUGCAAUAUGGUUGUCCAGUCUACUUGUGGUAUUUGAAUAACAGGUUUGUUAAGCCUUAUGGUGUUGCCCAGCCCUGUUACCUACUUUUGCCUCUUUACAGGGCUCCUAUCUUAAUCAAAAACAUUUUAAGGAGAAAGGUAAGAAAUAACUAGUGAGCAUUACUUGUCAUAGAAAAUGGCAUUUUCAAUGUUUUCUUCUGCGGCAGUCACCUCCGUAAGCAGCUCCACUCCCACUCAAGCUAGCAUGGUUGCACCUUUCAGCGGUUUGAAAUCCGUUUCUGCAUUCCCCGUUACCCACAAAUCAGCCGACAUCACCUCCGUCUCCAGAAACGGCGGAAGAGUUAACUGCAUACAGGAAGUGUCUGAUGCUUCACUUGAUGGCUCUAAACGUUUGUGUUCCAGGGUUGGCCCUGUCAGUGAUUUUGGUUCUAAUCUUGGCAAUUUCUGGCCUAAAGCUAAAUCUAAAGCUAAGUCCAGAAAGAAAUCUAAAGACAGUGAUGAUGAUGAUGAUUUUGAUAAUAUACUAAGGUCGUAUGCAACCGAUGCCAUGACUUUCUAUAACAAAGGAAAAGAUACAAAAUAUGAGCUGCUGGAGUGUGGUUGCAUUACAUCUGCGGCAGUUCGGCCAUACUUUCUUCACCAUAUCAACUUCACGGCUAAGAAGGAUGGUGUCGCUGAUGCUCCAGAGGAGAUGUUUUUUGCUGAACUGAAAACUAUCGACGAGGUUUGUUUUGUCGAGCUUUGCAUAUCCUUGGGGCCAAAAAGCUUAAUUUCAAGAGAGAGAAUCAAUGGCUGCUCUUAUUGCAACAUGUAUGGCAAUGUAAAGCAUCCUGAGGGCGGAUUCACGGCCGGAAAAUUCAUGACUUUUUCAGAAUGGAAGAAAAACCGUGAUUCCUUGGCUUGUUCACAGGAACUUUUUAUGAACAUAACAAUGUCAGUUGUGCGAAUUCAAACUUAACUUAGAGCUGGACUCUGUUUGACGCAUGCGUAGUUGCCUUUUGAUAUUUGUACCUCGGAAUGGAUACUGGUUUUGUAUUCGGGCAUAUUUAAAAGUAUCUAAGCAACUUAAGGAUGGCAUUAUAUGGUUUUGACUUA